AUGAAUCAAUUUUGUUAUAUAUCAACAUGUAAAUAUUAUCAUUUAGCAACGAAACAGUCAAUAGUGGUUUAUCGUUGUUCUUGCAUAAUGGAUGGUGGCCAAAUAUUUAUUGAUUUGAGGACAUCGGUCACCACGUGUGGAUCUCAUAAUGGUAUUGUAGUAUAUUCUGGUGUAAUUCAAGGCAAUACUAAGACGAGUGAUCUUUUCUAUUCUCCCUAUUCUAACACACCAAUUUCACCUAUACAAAUCACGUCGAUUCCCAGUUCUAGCGUUGAACCGUAUAUUGGCCCAGAAAAUUUGUCGCCUUUAUUGAUUUGUGAUACAUCAAAUCCACAAGAAAAACCGAGCUCACCACAGAGUCCGACUUAUUCAUUUGGAAAAAGCGAUUCACCACCAAAUGAAUUCAUCGAUCAUUUGGAUCGAAUUCAUUUGAACGUUUUUCAGGAUUCUGUGGAAGCAACUUGUCCAUCAACCAAUCGUUUGAACAAAUGCGUUAAGUCCGAUACAGUCGAGUCGGACACCACUCUUCAGUCUAAUCCUAUAAUUAAAAAUAAUCGUUCUUUUGUACCAAAAUCAAAUUUGCAUUAUUCGUAUCCUCAAAAAGCAAAAAAUGUAAAAGUAACAUUAAAAAAUUACGAUGAGAAUUCGAAUCGUUCAAUUUCAACAAAUAAUUAUUUUCUCGAUGAAUUAGAAAAUAAUCAAGAAAUGAUUUCUUCAUCGCAAAGAAGAUUAGCAACGGAAAUCGAACCAACCGAUUAUGCGAAUCAAAUUCGUCGUUCUUCUUCAUUGCUUCCAGCUAAAUCGCUAAUCUCUCUUAACGAACAUUCUUAUGAUAAUCAGAGAAAUGGUUCGUUGGCUAGAAUUGCCUGUCGAGAGCAGAAAUUUAUGGAAGACGACUAUCGUAAUGAUUUAUCUGCAAAUCUAAAGCAACAACGAAUGAGGAGAAAUAUAGAUUCUAGUGAAGAAAAUGCUAAACAACUCGAGAAGAAUCGUUCAGUUAUGGUUCCAACACGAGACUAUGAAAUUUUAUAUGAAAGGAGUCGUCAAAAUUCAAAACCCGCCGAGGAAGAUUUUCAUCUUUAUGAGACUCGAGACGCGUUAGGCAAUAUUCGAUUCCACUGGUGA
Dracunculus medinensis (Guinea worm) is the source of this 1125-nucleotide messenger RNA. NCBI's taxonomy places the organism in Eukaryota, Metazoa, Nematoda, Chromadorea, Rhabditida, Dracunculidae. The record is from the annotation of a GenBank genome assembly.